AAUCUGUAUGUGGAUCUCUAUCACAUAGCUUCAGUGUCGGGGGAAAAUCUCUGCGCGCGGCAUUUACGUGCGUCUCUUUCUGAUCUGCCACGGGUGGUUAUAAAUGUGCGAGUGUGUGUGUGUGUUUCAGCCAUAAGAGAUGAAGUCUGUGCUGUGCGCUUUAGUGACGGCCGUGAUCGCGCUACAGUGUGCCGAAUGCAUAAAGAGGACAUAUUAUAUAGGCAUAAGAGAGGAAGACUGGAAUUACGCACCAGACGGAAACCUUGUCAACAGUGAUCUAAACGAAGACGCAUCAGUUUUUCUGACAAAUGGCCCUAGCCAAAUAGGAAGAGUUUACAAAAAGGCUGUGUACAGACAGUACACCGAUGACUCUUAUUCCAAAGAAAUACCUAAACCUGCGUGGCUUGGCUUCCUUGGACCUAUUUUACGGGCUGAGGUCGAUGAUGUCGUGGAGGUGCAUAUGAAGAACUUCGCAAGCAGAGCUUAUUCUCUUCACCCACAUGGAGUCUUCUAUAAGAAGGAUUCAGAAGGAGCGUUGUAUCCCGAUGGCACCUCUGGUCAUGAUAAGAGGGAUGAUGCGGUGGCUCCGGGUCAGAACUGGACGUACACCUGGGAGGUCAGGCCAGAGUACGGCCCUACUGAAGCAGAUGCCAGCUGUCUCACCUGGGUGUACCACUCGCAUGGAGACGCACCUAAAGACAUUGCAUCAGGGCUUAUCGGAGCUCUGCUCACCUGCAAGAAAGGCACUCUGAGCUCCAGCAAUAAGCGCUCUGAUGUGGAUGAAGAUUUCAUUUUGAUGUUCAGUGUGGUGGAUGAGAACUUAAGCUGGUACUUGGAGGAGAAUGUUGAAAGAUUUUGCUCUGAACCAGAUGAAACAAAACAACUUAUGAAAAAUGUAGAUGAGGAUUUCAGAGAGUCCAACCUCAUGCACUCAAUCAAUGGAUAUGUGUAUGGCAAUUUGCCUUCACUGAAAGUGUGUGUUGGGCGUCCUGUAUCUUGGCAUCUCUUUGGCAUUGGCAAUGAAGUGGACAUUCAUUCCGCUUAUUUCCAUGGACACACCCUCAUGGAUCGCAUGCACCGCACAGAUGUUCUUAGUCUGUUUCCUGCAACUUUUGUCACCGCAACAAUGAUCCCGAGAACACCUGGAAAAUGGUUGUUAAGUUGCCAAGUCAACGAUCAUAUAAAAGCAGGUAUGCAGGGCUUCUAUGAGGUCUCGAGCUGUGGGUCAGCGACCUCUCCAGCACAAGCCCCUGGCACUGAGAGACAUUUCUACAUUGCUGCUGAAGAGAUGGAUUGGAACUACGCCCCUUCAGGAAUGAACUACAUGGAAAAUGAAACGCUCACUACACGAGACAGUGACUCUGAGCCGUACUUCAGUCGUGAUGGUGGUAAACUGGGUGGAACUUACCGCAAGGCCAGAUACAUUUCAUACACUGAUGAAACAUUUACUACCAAAACACAUAUUGUGGGCUCAGAUGAGCAUCUUGGAAUUCUGGGUCCUGUCAUCAGAGCAGAGACUGGUGAUGUUAUCAUUGUGACAUUCCUCAAUAAAGCUACGCGUAACUACAGCAUUCAGCCGCAUGGUUUGCAUUAUGAGAAGGCCUAUGAAGGAGCAAAGUAUCAAGAUGGUACUCAGAAAGUUGGAGCCUCUGUGGCUCCUGAUCAACAGUUCAUCUAUCACUGGAGAGUAAUUGAAGGUCCCUCUGACGAUGAUCCACCUUGUCUUUCAUACUUGUACUAUUCCGCUGUCGAUGCUGUUCGGGACAGUAACUCUGGUUUAUUUGGGCCCAUUCAAGUGUGCAAAAAAGGUGUUCUUGAUGGAAGUUUGCAUCAGCGUGCUGACAAAAUUCAGCACGAGUUUUUCCUGCUAUUCUCUGUGAUGGAUGAGAAUGAAAGUUGGUAUCUGGAACAGAACAUUAAAAAGUUUGGCAGUGGUGAUUCAAAUCCAAAUAAUGAAGAGUUUCAGGAGAGCAAUAAGAUGCAUGCGGUAAAUGGCUACAUGUAUGGAAACCUGCGUGGUCUGGAUUUGUGUAACGGGGAACAUGUUGUGUGGCACACACUUGGCUUGGGCACAGAGGUGGAUAUCCAUGGGAUCUAUUUUCAGGGUAACACGUUUCAGCGUGAUGGGAUGAACCGUGACACUCUCAGCAUUUUCCCGCAUACCACAGUGACUGUUAGCAUGACACCCGACAACAAUGGCCAGUUUGAGCUGAGCUGUCGUACAGCUGAUCACUACAAGUCGGGCAUGCGUCAGCAUUACAGAGUCAAGCCCUGCGAAACCACUCCUGCACCAGAGCGCUUCACCUCCACAGUGCAGUACUAUAUAGCAGCAGAGGAAGUUUUCUGGAAUUAUGCACCAAACCGAACAUGGGAACUAGAGAAGCACAACGCUACACUCGAGGAUAGCCCUGGAAGAAUUUACCUAGAACAAACAGAUGAUCAUAUUGGUGCUGAAUAUAAGAAGGUGGUGUUUCGUGAAUACACAGAUGAGACAUUUACCAACAAGAAGGCCAUGCGUCCAGAUGAGGAGCACUUGGGGAUAAUGGGACCCAUCCUUAGAGCUGAGGUUGGUGAGAUGAUUCAGGUUGUGUUUAAAAACAAAGCCAACAGGCCAUAUUCUGUUCAUGCCCAUGGAGUGAAGACCAGUGAACCCCAUCAGAAUGGUGUUUCUCAAGGUCAUGUGGUGACAUACAACUGGACCAUUCCAGAACGAUCAGGUCCGGGUCGCGCUGACUCAAACUGUAUAACGUUUGCCUACUACUCUUCUGUCAGCUUUGUUGAGGACUUGAUGAGCGGUUUGGUGGGUCCACUGAUAGUGUGCCGUAAAGGCACCCUGGACACUGAAAGACGGAGGAAAGACGUUAAAAAAGAGUUUGCCCUUCUUUUCAUGGUGUUUGAUGAAAAUGAGUCCCACUACCUGGAUGAAAACAUAAAACUGUACACCAAGGGUGACGAACUAGACAAAUAUAGUGAGGAAUUUAUGGAGAGCAACAAAAUGCAUGGUAUUAAUGGAAAGAUGUAUGCUAACCUCCAUGGGUUAAAUAUGACAGAGAAAGACAAGACCGAGUGGUAUUUGUUAGGACUGGGGAACGAAGUGGACAUGCACACUGUGCAUUUCCAUGGGCAGAGCUUCAUUUACAAGACGGGUCAUUCUCAUCGUGCUGAUGUAUACGACCUAUUCCCAGGAACAUUUCAGACCAUAGAACUGACUGCAGGGAUUCCUGGACAGUGGCUGCUGCACUGUCAUGUGACCGACCACAUCCAUGCGGGGAUGGAGGCGCUUCUCACUAUUCAUUCUAAAGGGUCUCAGUCAACAAGGAUCAGUGGUGACCAAAAUCUGGACAGUGGCUUCGGCCAUUUUGGAAGCCUUUACUCUGUGAUGUUGUGUGCCCUUGGAUCGGUCCUAUUGACCUUGUUGUAACCCACUGAUACAAAAGAUAAAAUUGACCAUACACCCAACAACAUGAAUAUUUAUUGUUGCUCACUACUUAGUUACCUCAUCCGGCUUUCUCACUGUAUAGCUGUUAGGUAAACAGAAGCUUUUGGGGAUAAAACAACUCUUAA
Rhinichthys klamathensis goyatoka is the source of this 3564-nucleotide messenger RNA. RefSeq names its product hephaestin-like 1a (gene hephl1a). The transcript is spliced from 20 exons. NCBI's taxonomy places the organism in Eukaryota, Metazoa, Chordata, Actinopteri, Cypriniformes, Leuciscidae. Gene Ontology annotation, cellular component: plasma membrane. The record is from RefSeq and is a predicted model, not a curated record. Gene Ontology annotation, molecular function: ferroxidase activity; copper ion binding. Bases 140 to 3421 code for a protein of 1093 amino acids. Gene Ontology annotation, biological process: iron ion transport.